UUAGCUGUUUGGUAACAGUUGCGAGAGCGUGCGUCAGAAGUGCGCGAAAGUCGGUCGUCGUGAGGGAAAUAAGAGGAAGAAUAUUAGUUAAGAUAAUAAUAAUAAUAAUAAUAAUAAUAUUUCAAUGAUGUUUCGUGUUUUGAAAAAUGUGAGACCCAACGGUGUGUCGGGAAGUAAAUUAUUCAAUUUCGAAACAGAAGUUCGCACAAUUUUUAAUGGCGCUGGAGUCUUUGCCAAUUUGAAAUCGAACAAGUCACGUGAAAUCUUCGAAAGUAAUUGCAAUGGUUGUUCGAAAUGUGCAGCGGGUACAACUGACAGGGGUAAAGGAUUAUUCGAUACUCGUAAAUAUCCAUUGGAUCAACGGAGACAUUAUCAUUAUCUAGUGAACGAUAGUCGAGUAACUGAGAAUUACCUUAUCAAAUGUCGCGGUCGUCGCGAUGAAAAAUUUCAAGAUUUACUCUCAACGGGUAAGAUGAAUCGGUGCAAUUGCGGUGGUUGUACUUCGAGAAAAUUAUAUUCAACCGAAGGCGAUGCCAGAAAAACCUGCCUUUACGAUCUACACGUUGACAACCAAGGCAAAGUGGUGAACUUUGCGGGGUGGCUACUGCCCGUCCAAUACAAAGAUGCGAUCGCCAUAUCCCAUCAGCAUACGAGAAUGGCGGCGUCGAUAUUCGACGUUGGUCACAUGCUGCAAACUCGUGUAUCCGGUAGAUACGCUGGUGAAUUUUUAGAAUCUUUGACCACCGGUGACCUGAAGAAUUUGUCAAUCGGCAACGCUGCUUUGACAGUUUUUACGAACGAUAACGGAGGUAUACUCGACGAUCUGAUCAUAACUAAAGAUGGCGAAGAAAAAUUCUUCGUUGUUUCCAACGCUGGAAGACGAGACGAAGACAUGAAACUAUUGCUCGAUCAACAGAAAAAAUUCAAGUCGGAGGCUAAGGACAUCUCCAUCGAGUUUCUCGAUCCUUUGGAACAAGGGUUGGUCGCUUUACAAGGACCAAAAGCAAGCGAAGCUCUGCAAAAUUUUACGACGAUUAACUUGAGGGAUCUUAAAUUUAUGCAGAGCGUUCAAACAGAAUUUUUUGGAAGUAAAAUCAGGAUAUCGAGAUGCGGUUACACGGGGGAGGACGGUUUCGAAAUAUCUUUACCUCAGAAAAUAGCUAGACAAUUUGUUGAGGCUUUACUCAGCGCAGAUGACGUUAAACUCGCCGGUCUUGGAGCAAGGGACAGUCUAAGAUUGGAGGCAGGCCUUUGUCUUUACGGACACGAUAUGGACGAAACGACGACACCGGUAGAGGCAAGCCUGACCUGGUUGAUUGCAAAGCGCCGAAGGGACGAAGCUAAUUUUCCUGGAGCUGAAAAAAUCCUGUCGCAAAUAAAAUCGAAGCCAACCAAAAGGCGCGUGGGUCUCCUCCUCGGUCAAGGACCUCCGGCAAGAGAGGGUGCUACGCUUUUGACACCGGAAGGAGAGCCCGUGGGGCGCGUAACCUCCGGUGGUCCGAGUCCUACCUUAGGUCGUCCGAUCGCUAUGGGAUAUUUACCUCUAGAUCUUUGCCCGUCCGGAUCUGGUAUUUUGGUUGAAAUUCGUGGGAAAACUUAUAAGGCUUCUGUAGUAAAAAUGCCAUUUGUUAAAACUAAUUAUUAUACUGGUAAAUAAACCGAUUACGCGAUACGCGUUACUUCAGAAUGCAA
This is a messenger RNA of Athalia rosae (coleseed sawfly), 1692 nucleotides long. Its product is annotated as aminomethyltransferase, mitochondrial. NCBI's taxonomy places the organism in Eukaryota, Metazoa, Arthropoda, Insecta, Hymenoptera, Athaliidae. The transcript has 5 exons. Gene Ontology annotation, biological process: glycine catabolic process. Gene Ontology annotation, molecular function: protein binding; aminomethyltransferase activity. Gene Ontology annotation, cellular component: mitochondrion. Bases 125 to 1657 code for a protein of 510 amino acids. The record is from RefSeq and is a predicted model, not a curated record.